This is a messenger RNA of Oryctolagus cuniculus (rabbit), 1387 nucleotides long. It is a transcript of the gene ERGIC3, whose product is annotated as ERGIC and golgi 3. Lineage: Eukaryota; Metazoa; Chordata; Mammalia; Lagomorpha; Leporidae. Gene Ontology annotation, biological process: retrograde vesicle-mediated transport, Golgi to endoplasmic reticulum; endoplasmic reticulum to Golgi vesicle-mediated transport. The record is from RefSeq and is a predicted model, not a curated record. Gene Ontology annotation, cellular component: endoplasmic reticulum membrane; Golgi membrane; endoplasmic reticulum.
AGGGGGCGUGGCCCGACUCCGGACCGGAAGCGGGAGGCUGCAGGGGCGGGCCGGUGCUGUCCCCUUUCCGGCCGGUCCCCAUGGAGGCGCUGGGGAAGCUGAAGCAGUUCGAUGCCUAUCCCAAGACUCUGGAGGACUUCCGGGUCAAGACCUGCGGGGGCGCCACGGUGACCAUUGUCAGUGGCCUUCUCAUGCUAUUACUGUUUCUGUCCGAGCUGCAGUAUUACCUCACCACGGAGGUGCACCCGGAGCUCUACGUGGACAAGUCACGGGGAGACAAAUUGAAGAUCAACAUCGACGUGCUUUUCCCGCACAUGCCUUGUGCCUAUCUGAGCAUCGAUGCCAUGGAUGUGGCUGGGGAGCAGCAGCUGGACGUGGAACACAACCUGUUCAAGAAACGACUGGACAAGGAUGGCGUCCCCGUGAGCUCUGAGGCCGAGCGGCAUGAACUCGGCAAGGUCGAGGUGACGGUGUUCAACCCGGACUCCCUGGACCCUGACCGCUGUGAGAGCUGCUAUGGUGCCGAGUCGGAAGACAUCAAGUGCUGCAACACGUGUGAAGAUGUGCGGGAGGCGUAUCGCCGUCGAGGCUGGGCCUUCAAGAACCCAGACACAAUUGAGCAGUGCCGGAGAGAGGGCUUCAGCCAGAAGAUGCAGGAGCAGAAGAAUGAAGGCUGCCAGGUGUACGGCUUCUUGGAAGUCAACAAGGUGGCUGGGAACUUCCACUUUGCCCCUGGGAAGAGCUUCCAGCAGUCCCAUGUACACGUACACGCCGUGGAGAUCCAUGACCUUCAGAGCUUCGGCCUCGACAACAUCAACAUGACCCACUACAUCCAGCACCUGUCGUUCGGCGAGGACUACCCGGGCAUUGUGAACCCCCUGGACCACACCAAUGUCACAGCGCCGCAAGCCUCCAUGAUGUUCCAGUAUUUUGUGAAGGUCGUCCCCACUGUGUACAUGAAGGUGGACGGAGAGGUGCUCAGGACAAAUCAGUUCUCUGUGACCAGACAUGAGAAGGUCGCCAACGGGCUGCUGGGCGACCAGGGACUUCCCGGAGUCUUUGUACUGUACGAGCUCUCGCCCAUGAUGGUGAAGCUGACAGAGAAGCACAGGUCGUUCACCCACUUCCUGACGGGCGUGUGCGCCAUCAUUGGGGGCAUGUUCACAGUGGCUGGACUUAUUGAUUCACUCAUCUACCACUCGGCACGAGCCAUCCAGAAGAAAAUCGACCUAGGCAAGACGACGUAGUCACCCCUCCCCUCGGUCGGUCCUGCUCGCCUGUUGCUCUCCGGCCUGUGGUUGUACCCCCAGCCUCCUCCAUCACACCCCUCACUUCCUCGGAGACUCAGUCCCACCCCAGGUUGAUAAACCUAUGGAUUGUGAUAGUA